This is a messenger RNA of Sciurus carolinensis (gray squirrel), 1385 nucleotides long. RefSeq names its product glyoxalase domain containing 5 (gene Glod5). The record is from RefSeq and is a predicted model, not a curated record. NCBI's taxonomy places the organism in Eukaryota, Metazoa, Chordata, Mammalia, Rodentia, Sciuridae. The transcript has 4 exons. The coding region runs from base 37 to 519 and encodes 160 amino acids.
UCUUGGAGGUGCCAGGGCAGGAACGCCUACCCUGCCAUGCUGAGCUGUCUGCCCUCCAGACUGCCAGCCAGGAUGUGGAGCAGAACUUCAGAAAAUCAGUCAUGGAAGGACAGCAGACAGAUCCCUUCCCAGUGUCUUAUCCAUAGACUUGACCACAUUGUGAUGACAGUGAAGAGCAUCGAAGAUACCACCAUGUUCUAUUCCAAGAUCUUGGGCAUGGAGGUCAUCACUUUCAAGGGAGACCGGAAAGCAUUGUGUUUUGGAGACCAGAAAUUUAACCUCCAUGAGGUGGGAAAGGAAUUUGAACCCAAAGCUGCUCAUCCAGUUCCAGGCUCCCUGGACUUAUGUCUGAUCACAGAGGUGCCUUUGGAGGAGAUGAUCCAGCACCUCAAGGCUUGUGAUGUCCCUAUUGAGGAGGGUCCAGUCCCCAGAACAGGAGCAAAGGGGCCUAUUAUGUCCAUCUACUUCCGAGACCCAGACAGAAAUCUAAUUGAGGUGUCCAACUAUGUCUCCUCAUGAGUGAGCCUGGUCCUCAGCCCUUCUGUUCCUGUCAGUGUCACCCUCUCCCUUCCUUCCUGAAAACCCUUGCCCAGGCCCAGAGACCUUCAUGGACUGAGGACUUCAACAGUUCACACAUCCUGUUGAGGGCAUGUGAGAUAGGUUUGAGACCAACCUACAUGUCUGGAUGAUCUCCAUUCAAGCUGUGCCAAAAAACGGAUAAUCCACCAUAGUGACCUCUUUGUUCUUUUUGUCUCAGCACUUCACCUGGGGCUUGUCUAGGAUAUGAGUCCUCUGAACUCUUUAGAGGUCCAUGACUGGUUGUGACCAAAUCCAGCUCAUCUUCCAGGGAUUCAACACCUCUGAUGGGUUUCUACUUGUCUGUGCUCCAUCCUUCCUCCUUAUCUGACUUGCCUCAUUCCUCCAGCUUCUCAUUUCCCUUCACCCUAUGGGCCUCAAUGAACCUCAGGAUCUGUACAAUUCCUAUGGACUCUUCCAGGACCAGCCCAGAUAAUGCCACCUCCUCCUGCAGAGCCUUCUCUGGUCUCAUUCCCAGGGCUUCUAGCACUUUCUCCCUUAUUGAGGCUUAGCUGCUGAGUAUAUGGGAUAAGGUCAAGUUUCUUCUGUUUCUGUCCCCCCUACCACUGCCACACAUUUCACUCAAUCAGUCAACUAAAACACAUAUAUUGAGCACCUACUGUGUUGUGGGCCCUGUCCUAGGCAUUGGAGAGAUGGUGUUGAACAAAAAGGAUAAGUAUAUCUAUGCUUGUAGCACUGCCACUCUAGUGGGAAAGAUAAAAAAUAAGUAAAAUUAAAAGGGUGUUGGGGGCUAGGGUUGUGACUCAGUGGUAGAGCACUUGUCUAGCAUGUGUGAGGCACUGGGUUCG